GAGACUCCGCACGGACAUGUUGUUUUUGUUGGGGCAUUUUGGGGCUUUGUUAAUUUAUUUUGGCACCUCUCAACACCCCUCAUCACCAUCAAUGCACGCAUCCACUCACUUACACUACUGAUUAAACACCAUUGUUACUUGUAUAUAAGUUACUUUAUUUAAUACAUUUGUGUUAAUUCUUUCUUAGUCGUCUCUUUGUUACAGGCAGGUGCUUAUUGCACAGCGCAUUGUACUACUAUUUUUGGAGAAGAUAGUAUCGCAAGUUUUUACGAUAUGUCUAGGCUAUGCCAUAUGUAUUAGCUAAUAUGCAUAUGCAGCUGUUGUUUUGAAACAUCCAUUCUAGCAUAUGUAACACACCUUUCUAUCUCCAAGCUUUUAUUUGGUUUUCUAUGCAAAGUAUAUGAUUUAUUAUGCCUGCAGUCAGUUACUUGAAAUUACAUGUAAUCAUGCCAAAACAUGAUUCAAUUGUAUUCACUGACAGAGUGAUAACUAAUGACACACACAGACAUUAGGAUUGUGAUUUGACAUACAAAAGUUAUUUUUGUGAAAAUGCUUUUUAUCUGCCUUCCCAAUGGAAACUAGUUCAAAUCUAUUUUCUAUGUAAAGAUAUGUACGUUUCUGGAUGAUGCCACAUGCUGCCUUGUUGACAACUUGACCGAGUGGCGUAUAUUACUGUUAGAUUUGAGAAGGACAGAUUUGAGAAGGACGUUCCUCCUUCACCGCUUUUGCCCUUUCAUGUCACGGGCCAUAGAUGGGUGCACCAUGGCUCAGGGAGGCUGAGGGCUUCAAAGAUCAAGGAAAUGCUUUCUACGUCAAGAAGGAUUAUUCUGAGGCAUUUAACUACUACACAAAGGCCAUUGAUGCAUGUCCUAAAAACGCCAGUUACUAUGGAAACCGGGCGGCCACUCUCAUGAUGCUGUGCCGCUUCCGAGAGGCCCUGGUGGACUCCCAACGGGCCGUGCGGCUGGAUGACUGUUUCAUGAAGGGCCAUCUGCGAGAGGGCAAGUGUCACUUGUCUCUGGGCAACGCCAUGGCAGCCAGCCGCUGCUUUCAGAAGGUCCUGGAACUGGAGCCCAGCAACAGCCAGGCGCAGCAGGAGCACAAAAAUGCCACAGCAGUACUGGAGUACGAACGAAUGGCAGAACUUGACUUCGAAAAGAGGGAUUUCAGAAAGGUGGUGUAUUCUAUGGACAAGGCCCUGGGAUUGGCGUCCACCUGUCAUCGCUUCAAAAUCCUCAAGGCUGAGUGUUUGGCCCUACUGGGUCGCUACCUAGAAGCCCAGUCUGUGGCCAGCGAUAUAUUGAGGAUGGACUCGACUAACGGAGACGCUCUGUACGUGCGAGGCCUGUGUCUGUACUACGAGGACUGCAUCGACAAAGCUGUGCAGUUCUUCGUGCAAGCACUGCGAAUGGCCCCAGACCACGAGAAGUCUCGGCUAGCUUGCAGAAAUGCCAAAGCUUUGAAAGCCAAGAAGGAGGAGGGAAACAAAGUGUUCAAGAACAGCAACUUUGAGGCAGCCUACCGGCUCUACUCGGAGGCCCUGGCGAUAGAUCCCAACAACAUCAAAACCAACGCCAAGCUCUACUGCAACAGAGGCACCGUCGGGGCUAAGCUGAAUAAACCUGAUCAAGCAAUCGAAGAUUGCACAAGUGCAAUAAAGUUGGACGACACAUAUAUCAAGGCCUAUUUGAGACGAGCCCAGUGUUAUAUGGACAUCGAACAGUAUGAAGAAGCUGUACGGGACUAUGAAAAGGUCUACCAGACAGAGAAGACUAAAGAACACAAGCAUCUCUUGAAGACGGCUCAGUUGGAACUGAAGAAGAGCAAGCGGAAAGAUUACUACAAGGUUCUGGGGGUGGGAAAGAACGCCACAGAAGAUGAGAUUAAGAAGGCCUAUCGGAAACGGGCCCUCAUGCACCACCCAGAUCGUCACAGUGCGGCCACGCCAGAGGUACAGAAGGAGGAGGAAAAGAAGUUUAAAGAGAUGGGCGAGGCCUUCACUGUGCUCUCUGACCCCAAGAAGAAGACUCGCUAUGACUGCGGCCAUGACCUGGAGGAGGACAGCAAUAAUAUGGGAGAUUUCAAUGCCAACAACAUCUUCAAGACCUUCUUUGGAGGCCCAGCAGGAGGAUUCAGUUUUGAAUCCAAUCACAACCAAGCACCUGGAAAUGUAUUUUUCCAGUUUGGCUAGAAAUGAAGAAUGCCAUUGGGAAUGCUGUAGCCCUGUGGUGGACAAUAUUAAGUCGGACGCACCCUCAACCUGAUUUUUAUGCUCCCAAUGUUUUUUGCAAAAUGUUGCUUUCACAUGCUAAAAAGACACUCAGUGUUGUUAUCUGAGCGAGAGAGAUGGUGCUCAUCAUGCUUGGCAUCUUCCUAAAAUCUUUUUGGCUGUUACCACCACAUUUGACAAUAUCCUCUUCAAAUUCAAACUGACAAGGGCGACUUUUGGUAGGUUUAGUAACUAAGAACGUAGCAAAUUAAAUAGGUUAAAGGUUUUUUGACAAGGGGGUUUCGGAAAAACUUGAAUCCUCAGGAAAUUGUCUUGAUUCUCUUUUGUGAGUAUUUGUCGCAAAGCAUGUUUUGAAGGCAUGAAAUAGGAGUACUGUUGCCAAAAUAUACAUUUCAUUGCUUGAAUGGAAAAUGUUUGCUGUACCUGGAGCAAGUAGAGCUUUGUAAAUGAACACAUGGGAGUGCAACUCCGUUGUUAGUUUUAGUAGGUCGCAUGAUUUUUUCAUUCACGCCACAUAGAGGUCGCCCGGAAACACAAAGUUAGCAUGGGAAUCAUUUGGCGGUAAAGCAGAAACUGACCUUAGGGCAGAGCCUAGGAACUACUUCAGUCCCAUGUAGAAUGAGGCCCGUUUUCAUUUGUUGGAUUUUCCUGCAGACUCAAACUACAGUUUCAUGUUAGUCUCCAUUUUGCUCAUUGAUGCAUUGUGCAUUUUACUGGCAUGUUUUAAGUCUUAUUUUGUGCUCCUAAUUUGAUUUGAGAUUUUGUUCAGUUCUCUUAAAUGUAUUUAUUUAUUGUAUAUUCAAACUGUAUCCAUCUCAAUGACAGUGUUGGUGAUAUUCCAUUUGAUUUCUAAUGUUUUCUAUUGAAUAGGAUGUAAAAAAACAUAUCCUUGACCCACGUAUGUAAAAUUUUGACCUCUUAAUAGAUCUAUUUUUCUCCAUGUGAUUUUCUAGCAUUGCUUUGGCCCCAUAAUACGAUGCAUCCGGUUUCAACUCCCAAGUGAACGUUUGAAACUUCAGCAGCUAGUCUUGUAGAUCAGUUUCUACAAACUAGUAGAGGAACUGUGUAGCAGAUAGUCAGUCCCUCACAUAAGUGGUGCCUUAGAUGUUGACUAGACUGGACACGCUUGCGUGCAAAUGUUAAUUUUGUCCAUCUUUUUCUUUUUAUUGAACCUUUAUUUAACUAGGCAAGUCAGUUAAGAACAAAUUCUUAUUUACAAUUAUAGCCUAGGAACAGGCCAGGAGCAGAAUGACAGCUUUUUACCUUGUCAGCUCUGGGAUUUGAUCUAGCAACCUUUCGAUUACUGGCCCAACGCUCUAACCUCUAGGCUACCUGCAGACAUGAUCAGGACACGCAGGUUGAAAUAUCAAAACGAACUCUGAACUAACUAUAUUACUUUGGGGAGAGGUCGAAACACAUAAAAUGUAGCUAGCUACCUUGCUGUUGCUAGCUAAUUUGUCCUGGGAUAUAAACAUUAGGUCCUUUCUUUCUGGAUCUUUGUAGAAUUUUGGCCAAAUUGAGUCACACAAAUGUGUGUGUUCUCCUCUGUCAAUCCACAUAUAGGAGUGGAAACCUUGGUGGUUUCUAGUAAUCUCUCCUUUAGUUUUCUUCCUCCUUCUGUGAACUUUAUAUGGCAGUUGGUGACCAACUUUAAGAUGCAUUACCACCAACUGGACUGGAGUGGGAACCUCAGUUCAUCCUUCAAUCACCCAUGUGGGUAUAUUCUCCUGAAAAUGAAUGAGGAGAUUGGAGAGGUGGGACUUGCAGCGUGUCACGAGUAAAAAAUAGAACCGUCUUCUAUUUUAGCGCCUAGCUACUCAGACGCUCGUUGACACGCACAAGUUGUUUGGAUGAAAUGAUUGAAUAAUGUAUGUGUACAUUUAUUUUGCAAUAAUGACCCUACUGACUGACGUUGCUUAAACACAAAGGUUGAGAAACUCUCGUAAAGUGUGCUAACUAAAGUCACCUAUUUUAAUUGUAAUUUUACUUUGAAGAUGUUUAAAUUUAAAAUCUGGCCAGUCUAGGCAAUGGGAUCUUGAAAGACGAUACUUGACAAAAAAACAGAUCGCUUUUAUUCUGCUUUUGGGGAUUGUCAUCAUGCCUUGUAUCUGUCAUGAACGUUUGGUCAGUAUGUCCCUCUCAAUCUGUGUGCUUCUCACCUGUGUGCCAGGUGGUAGGUUGAAAACGUGAACAGAAACGCUACAUUUUCAUGAUCCUAGUACCUGUGUACCUUUUUUUUUUUUUUUAAGAAUAUGCCUCUGUACAAUGUUUUGGUUGAAGGAAAUAAAAAUGAAUCUUUUCCCCUUA
Molecule: messenger RNA, 4537 nt
Organism: Oncorhynchus tshawytscha (Chinook salmon)
Lineage: Eukaryota; Metazoa; Chordata; Actinopteri; Salmoniformes; Salmonidae
Product: dnaJ homolog subfamily C member 7
Exons: 14
Coding region: 752-2191 (479 amino acids)
Molecular function (GO): protein binding
Source: RefSeq, a predicted model, not a curated record